Molecule: messenger RNA, 435 nt
Organism: Vittaforma corneae ATCC 50505
Lineage: Eukaryota; Fungi; Microsporidia; Nosematidae
Exons: 1
Coding region: 1-435 (144 amino acids)
Source: RefSeq, a predicted model, not a curated record
AUGCUUUACUUAUUAGUUCAGCUGGGUAAUAUAUUGGCAGAUAAGGCUGUAUAUCAAAACUACGGCGAAUAUGGCAAUCUUUUAACUAAUCCAUAUAAUGACUCUAUGGAUUCAAUAGUUAAUAAUCCAGGUAACUCUAGCAGACUUUUAGAUCUUCUGAGCGGUACUAUCGAUUUACCAAAUAAUGUUACUUCUGCAGAUGAAUUAAAAAAUCAAUCCAACUUACAAAAAAGUAAUUUAAAAGAACAUGAAGAAGAGGAGCAUUCGCAAAAAUCAAAAUUGAAUGACUAUAAUAGUAUAAAAAUGAAGGAUGAUGAUAGCUCAGAUGAUGAGUCUCAGAAAUCCGAAACAAAAACACAGAAAAACAAUUCAAAAAGCAAAAGAAAUGACACAAAGAGUGAUAACGGUAAUAUGUCUGACAGCGAAGAUGACUAA